CACAUAUAUAUAUUUUUAGCAUCCCAAGCUUUUUGCAGCUUGUUGGCAGGAGAAAAAUCUCGUUAACAUUCAGUUGUCCGUUAAUACAUUUUGCAUGACACAGCAAUAAGGAGAAGGUUCUAGUUUUAGCGCUGAACACUUCCCAAUCAUCGUCGUCGCAUAUAUCGGAUGCUGGAGAGAGUGACACUGUCUCAUUAAUUUGCGUGUGUAGCUGUGGGCGCUAUCUCCACAUGUCAAUGCCAUUCUUCACUAUCCGUCGCGAUAGAGUGCAAUCGUGAAAAUACACAUCGUAUAAAGCCGUCGGAUUCAUCAGCCAGCGGCUCAAGCAUCUUCCCUUCCGGUCCGUAACAUCCCUGUGUACUCCGAACAAUUCCGGCCGCGUCUCUCUUCGAUCCAAUCGCAAUUGACAUUGUAUAGCGCGACAAUGCACGGUAGCACCAUGUGUUGAGUUUUUUCCCCUUGGUAUCGGCCAGUAUUGAUCUUGCGUUUUAUCACAUUCAUACGUCCAAGCAUUAAUCCGUUGCGGAACGCCUUAUAAAAUUUGGGAGUGUAUAUGUUUUCCAUAAUAUUUUUGUCCGGAUGACGAGUGUUUUAUAAUAAUUGUCACGCUCUCAAAUGCCGGUUUAAUAUCUCAUUUGAUUUUGAAUAACCAACCGGUUAACAAACCGCGUUUUGUUUGAGAGUUAAUUUCGAAAUUAAUCGUAUCCGCCUGCGCACAGCGCUUACGUGCAUCCCGGUGUGUGGAAGCUGCUGUGCACACCUGCAAAAUGGGCAAAAACGCUCGCACUGAUCCUGGAGCAUCGUCACCAUAUAGUUUUCUGAGACGAGGUUUUCCCUGUUUGUUUCCCAAGACGGACGAAAUGGCCUCCAAUCCUCGAUCGGUCUUGUUUGUGUGCUUAGGAAACAUUUGCCGGUCCCCUAUUGCCGAAGCGGUGUUUCGACAGGUUGCCAAAGAGCGAGGAAUAUUGGACGAUUGGGUAAUCGACAGUGCCGCUACGGCUGAUUACCACGUUGGUGAGCCGCCGGAUAACAGAGCGGAAGCUUGUUUGAGACGGCAUGGCCUAUCGUCCACUCAUAUUGUCAGACAGCUCACCCCCGAAGAUUUCCAAAAUUUUGCCUACAUAAUGGGAAUGGACCAUACGAAUCUCAAAAAUAUCAAGCGGUACGCUCCCAAAAAUCUCCUUUCUCGAUUGGACCUGCUGGGGCAAUAUGAUCCACAACAUGAACUGAUUAUUGAGGAUCCAUAUUACGGUGGGGAUGCCGAAUUUGACAUUGUUUACGAGCAAUGUCUUCGGAGUUGUCGGGGUUUCCUUGAUAAUGUCGAGAAGGAGCUUCAGAAAAGCACGAGCAAACGGCACUGAAUUCCUGUGAUUGUAGUUUAGAAGUGGAAAAUCAGAAUAGCAGCAAUAAUUAUCUAUAUCCUUUUGUAGCUGUGUGUCAUGAUAAGGUCAUAAUUGUCUGUCUGCCCCAGAAAAAAUUGUCUUUUGAUCUUAUUCAUUGCGGGCGUGGCUUUUUAUAACUGCACCAAACUGAAACAAUAAGAACGAAACAGACAAUGUUGGAAGCCGUUUCGAUCUGCACGAUUUCGGUUUUCUUACAGUGCAGUACGAGUUUUGUUUAUUUCUCGAUUGUUUAGGGUGAUCUUUAUUGUCAUAUAUUAUGAUAUACAAAACCGUCCCUCGUAUUAGUAACUCG
This is a messenger RNA of Paramacrobiotus metropolitanus, 1695 nucleotides long. Its product is annotated as low molecular weight phosphotyrosine protein phosphatase-like. Lineage: Eukaryota; Metazoa; Tardigrada; Eutardigrada; Parachela; Macrobiotidae. Gene Ontology annotation, cellular component: cytoplasm. Gene Ontology annotation, biological process: protein dephosphorylation. The record is from RefSeq and is a predicted model, not a curated record. The transcript has 7 exons. Gene Ontology annotation, molecular function: non-membrane spanning protein tyrosine phosphatase activity; acid phosphatase activity. The coding region runs from base 768 to 1361 and encodes 197 amino acids.